Molecule: messenger RNA, 2800 nt
Organism: Colius striatus (speckled mousebird)
Lineage: Eukaryota; Metazoa; Chordata; Aves; Coliiformes; Coliidae
Gene: DCAF8
Product: DDB1 and CUL4 associated factor 8
Exons: 14
Coding region: 244-2064 (606 amino acids)
Cellular component (GO): cytoplasm; Cul4-RING E3 ubiquitin ligase complex
Molecular function (GO): protein binding
Source: RefSeq, a predicted model, not a curated record
UAAAGCAGCGGCGGAGGCGUCGCGCUGAGAUGGCGGCGGCUGGGCCCGGAGCCGGUGGCGGAGAAGGAGCCGUUGGCCGCGGGGCCCGCGCCUGAGCGACGGCCGCGAGCUGCCGCGACUCGGGUCCAAACCCUGUCCUUGGCCCUUCCUCUCCCCCUCCCUCCCGGGACUGUCCCUGCCAGGCUUUAACUCGUCCCCAGCCCCGCCGGGCCCUCGCUGCAGGUGGGCGCCCUGGAAGCCGGGAUGUCGGACAGAGGCAGCAGCAUGGACGGCAAGACGGACAUCGUGAACGGCAGCUUGUCCAGCAGCCCUGAGGAGAUGUCGGCCGAGGAGGGACGAGAAACCUCCUCAGGCAUCGAGGUGGAGGCCUCAGACCUCAGCCUGAGCCUCACGGGAGACGACGUGGGGCCCAACCGCACCAGCACGGAGAGCAGGGACACGGACACGGAGAGCUCGGCCGAGGAGAAGGACUCUGACAGCAUGGACGACACCGGGCACUACUCCAUCAACGAGGAGAGCCGCGCCCUCGACCGCUCACACUCGGAGGAGGAGGAGGAAGAGGAGGAGGAGGAGGAGGAGGAGGAAGAGCAGCAGCAGCAGCAGCAGCAGCGCUCGCACCGCCGCGCCCAGCGCAAGCGCGCCAACCACGACCAGGACUCGUCGGACGACGAGCAGGCGCUGGAGGACUGGGUGUCGUCGGAGACCACGGCGCUGCCGCAGCCGCGCUGGCAGGCGGUGCAGGCGCUGCGGGAGCGGGAGCUGGGCUGCAGCACACGCUUCGUCUACGAGGCCUGCGGGGCGCGGGUGUUCGUGCAGCGCUUCCGCCUGCAGCACGGGCUGGAGGGGCACACGGGCUGCGUCAACACCCUGCACUUCAACCAGAGAGGGACCUGGCUGGCCAGCGGCAGCGAUGACCUCAAGGUGGUGGUGUGGGACUGGGUGAGGAGGCAGCCGGUGCUGGAGUUUGAGAGCGGGCACAAGAGCAAUGUUUUCCAGGCCAAGUUCCUCCCCAACAGCGGUGACUCCACGCUGGCCAUGUGUGCUCGGGACGGCCAGGUCCGUGUGGCCGAGCUCUCGGCCACCCAGUGCUGCAAGAACACCAAGCGCGUGGCCCAGCACAAAGGGGCAUCACACAAGCUGGCCCUAGAACCGGAUUCUCCAUGCACUUUCCUAUCGGCAGGUGAAGAUGCUGUCGUCUUCACCAUCGACCUGAGACAGGACCGACCCGCCUCGAAACUGGUGGUGACAAAGGAGAAGGAGAAGAAGGUGGGUUUGUACACCAUCUACGUGAACCCAGCCAACACCUACCAGUUUGCUGUGGGAGGCAGAGAUCAGUUUGUCAGGAUUUACGACCAGCGGAAAAUAGAUGAGAACGAGAACAACGGUGUGCUGAAGAAGUUCUGCCCUCACCACCUGGUGAACAGCGAGUCCAAAGCUAACAUCACCUGCCUCGUCUACAGCCACGAUGGCUCUGAGCUCUUGGCCAGCUACAAUGAUGAGGACAUUUACCUCUUCAACUCCUCCCACAGCGACGGCGCUGAGUACAUCAAGAGAUACAAAGGGCACCGCAAUAAUGCCACUGUCAAAGGCGUCAAUUUUUACGGCCCAAAGAGCGAGUUUGUGGUGAGCGGCAGCGACUGCGGCCACAUCUUCCUGUGGGAGAAAUCGUCCUGCCAGAUCGUGCAGUUCAUGGAGGGGGACAAGGGUGGAGUGGUGAACUGCCUGGAGCCCCAUCCCCACCUCCCCCUCCUGGCCACCAGCGGCCUCGACCACGACGUCAAGAUCUGGGCACCGACGGCAGAGAAUCCCACUGAGCUGGCCGGGCUGAAGGAGGUGAUCAAGAAGAACAAGCUGGAGCGGGAUGAGGACAGCCUGCACCACACCGACAUGUUCGACAGCCACAUGCUCUGGUUCCUCAUGCACCACCUGCGACAGAGACGCCACCACCGGCGCCGGAGGGAGCCGGGAGCACCCGACGGCGACUCGGACGAGUCCCAGAGCUCCUCGGACACGUCGGAUGAGGAGGAGGAGGAUCGGGACCGGGUGCAGUGUAUGCCCUCGUGAGACCCUCCCACCCCGGGCGGCUCAGGGCACACCACAGCCCUACUAACACUUUGAGCUUUGUAUUGACUUGUUAAGGACCCCCCACCCACCCCACAGCCCACACUUCCCUCCCUCCUCAUCCUCGCAGCCCUCCCCAGAGCGCUGGAGGCGGCACCGCCUCAGCCUGGGGGUCCCUCCCUUCCCCUCCCCAGGACCCACCCAGGGCUGGGAGGGGGGGGACUGGGGGAUUUUUGUACUAACACGACCCCCUGGUCCCCUCUCCUGCUCCUCUGAGGAGGAUGCAGCCCCCUGCCUCCCUCCCCAGAGCCACCCCCCCCCUCACUUCAGCGCUCCCCGUUCUUCCCUGGGGGCUGUGUGUGUGUGGGGGGGGGAGGGUCUGUGUGUCCUCCCCUUUCCCCCCCUCCCUGGGGGUGUUUGCAGAGAGAUGCUUUGUCUAGUUUGUACAUAUCGGUGAUUUGCACUUGGUUUGGCCCUUCCUGCCCCCAGCCCCCCGGGGCAGCACCCAGCCCCCCCCAGCCAGGACGUUCUUGUCCACCUUCAGUUACUUUUGAGGAGAUCUCUUUCAUUUCUGUUUGGGGAGGGGGGCACAGGGGUGAGGGCUCCCCCGUCACUGUUAGAGGCCUAAUUUUAUAUGUAUUAAAACCAAAUCGAACUUGGAUGUUAUCAAGUUAAAAUUAUUGUAAAAGUUUGAAUAUAUAUUAUAUAUAAAUGCAAUAAAAACCGACAGAGAGAGGCA